Messenger RNA from Physcomitrium patens, 1424 nucleotides. RefSeq names its product GPN-loop GTPase QQT1. Gene Ontology annotation, molecular function: GTPase activity. NCBI's taxonomy places the organism in Eukaryota, Viridiplantae, Streptophyta, Bryopsida, Funariales, Funariaceae. Gene Ontology annotation, cellular component: cytoplasm. The record is from RefSeq and is a predicted model, not a curated record.
GCGUCUUCCUUCUCACGGCCGGAGCAUUGUGGUGGGUACUGUGACCGCGGAAUGUUUAGUGCAGCAGAACCUAACGAUGUCCUUCACUAGAUUCCUUUUUCACAGCCCAAUCAACCAAUUGCGACAUAUCCCUGGCAGAAUCGAGUGUUUACAUGCUGUGGGAUAUAAUUUGAGCAGAAGCGAGGUGGUGCGGGUGGUUGUGUGCAAGUUUGGGGAUUAUCAUCGAAAUCUCUCAAUCACGUUACUAGUUUGAAGGUUAUGGUGUUUGGGCAGAUUGUGAUCGGGCCCGCGGGCUCCGGGAAGACUACCUAUUGCAAUGGCAUGGCUCAAUUCCUUCACCUGAUUGGCAGAAAGACUGCAGUCAUCAAUCUGGAUCCGGCAAAUGACAACCUCCCAUACGAGUGUGCCGUCAACAUUGAAGACCUUGUCAAGCUGGAGGAUGUGAUGUCUCAGUACGAUCUUGGACCAAAUGGAGGACUUGUUUUCUGUAUGGACUAUCUUGAGAAGAACUUAGAUUGGCUGCAGGAGAAGCUUCGACCGCUUAUUAAAGACCAUUAUCUUAUAUUCGACUUCCCUGGCCAAGUGGAGCUUUUUACGCUACAUUCAAAUGCAAAGAACGUGAUAUUAGAAAUGGCGAAUAAGUGGGACUAUCGGCUCACAGCGGUUCAUCUAGUAGAUGCCCACCUAUGCAGCGAUCCUGGGAAAUACGUAUCUGCGCUUCUGGUAUCUUUGUCUACUAUGCUUCACUUAGAGCUUCCACAUAUCAACGUGUUGUCGAAGAUUGAUUUGAUUGAAAGCUACGGCAAACUUGCUUUUAAUUUGGACUUCUACACUGAUGUUCAAGACCUCUCUUAUCUCCAAGGGUAUUUGGAUAGUGAUCCAAGAUCGGCCAAGUAUAGGAAGUUGACGAAGGAGUUAUGUGAAGUUGUAGAGGACUAUGGUCUUGUGAGCUUUACAACAUUAAAUAUACAGGAUAAGGAAAGCGUGAUGGAUCUUUUGAGGAUAAUUGACAAAAGCAACGGCUAUGUCUUCAGAGGAAUUGAGGGUAACAUCAACGAGUUCAACAAACUGGCUGCUGCCCCCACCAAGUGGGACUACGAUAGGACGAUGGCCAUUCAAGAGAUGUAUAUGAGGGACGAUGACGAUGUUAACGAUUCUGACACUCCUCGGUAGGGGGUGUACCCUAAGGUCGCAUUUGUGAAGUGUGGAGUGACUAGACUUGCAGCACAAAAUAGCCCUUUAGAAAGUGAUGUACAAAGUGGUAAUUAGAAGGAUGAAUGAACGUAUGCCAGUGUCGGAUUCUUGGAAAAUAUCGGUUUCAACAUAACUGAAUUUCCACGUGGUUAGAAACAAAUGUCUGUUGACAAGGCUGCCUGCUUCUCCGUAAUAAACUAUUUUUUGCUAACAUUUCUCCAUCUUAUUUA